Messenger RNA from Astyanax mexicanus (Mexican tetra), 2246 nucleotides. It is a transcript of the gene dusp13a, whose product is annotated as dual specificity phosphatase 13a. Gene Ontology annotation, biological process: negative regulation of MAPK cascade; protein dephosphorylation. The record is from RefSeq and is a predicted model, not a curated record. Gene Ontology annotation, molecular function: protein tyrosine/serine/threonine phosphatase activity; MAP kinase phosphatase activity. Gene Ontology annotation, cellular component: cytoplasm. The transcript has 4 exons. NCBI's taxonomy places the organism in Eukaryota, Metazoa, Chordata, Actinopteri, Characiformes, Acestrorhamphidae. Bases 75 to 644 code for a protein of 189 amino acids.
CGUCCCUGACCAAGGAGAAAGGAGCAGACGAGCUGAGCGAGCGAGCGAGAGGGAAGAGAAACACAGGCUGUAAAAUGGUGUCUCUUAAGGAGCUGUGUGCCUAUGAAACUCCAUCCGUUGCUGAACUGGAGGAAUUCCUGCUGGCUGACAGGCGCCCCACCGGACAUGUCAACCAAGUGUGGCCCAAUGUAUAUAUUGGCAAUGAAGUUGCAGCCCGGGACAAGCCAAUGCUACACAGUAUGGGGAUCACCCACAUCGUGAAUGCUGCCGACGGCCCCCCACAAGUCAAAACAGGGCCUCGCUUCUACAGAGACAUGGCCAUAGAUUAUUAUGGGGUGGAGGCUGACGAUUCCAUUGACUUCACUAUGAGCAUUUUCUUUUACCCAACAGCAAGAUUCAUACGUGCUGCACUGGCUCAUAAAGGAAAGGUGUUUGUCCACUGCCUGAUGGGAGUCAGCCGCUCUGCGACGCUCGUCCUGGCUUUUCUCAUGAUCUGUGAGGAGCUGACGUUAAUGGAGGCCGCGCGAGCAGUUCGGCAGCACAGGGACAUUUGCCCCAACCCCGGCUUCCUCAAUCAGCUCCGCCACCUCGACAUGAGCCUCGUCCGCGAGAGGAAAAGGAAACUGGAAGCGUACAAAUUGUAAAUGAAAACUCAGAAGUGUUGUGACAAAAGUCUGCUUCUGAAGUCUGUACCCUCGGGGUCCGGACCCUCUCGGGUUUUAGUCCCAGACCUGCAGACCUGUCAGCCGAGAUCUCAUUUACUAAUAUCCCUUUCAUGACAGUCGUGAAGUGGAUAUCAGAGGGGCAAUUGAGGGGUUUGCCCAUAAAUAGUUAUUAACUUCCAAAGGGCAGCGGGGUUGCAAAAUAAAUGGCAGUUUUUUUAAUUCCUUCCAGAUGGCAUGCGCUUUGAACUCUUUCCAAAAGGAGCCUAUGAGCAUGUGUUGUUUUUCUUCAAACCCUUGUGAAGUGAGAUGGUUGUGGCCUGCUCUUUAUCAUAUGAAGGUGGAGCAGCAGAAACAUGCAUGGCUGGAUGUUUUAAAGGCCUGGUCUCCUGCAGAGACACUCUAAUGGGUGGCAUGUGCUCUAAUAUGUUUACAGGGGCGGCACAAACCCUUUGUGAUCCAGAGAGUGUUGCCAUUAAAGUGGCUGUUUUUCUGGUUUUCAAAAAAGAUCCUUUGCCCUCUGAAUAAUUAGGAAGAGCUUUAACCCCUUAUAAAACCCUAUAGCCAACUUCUUUAUGCUUAUAAGUAUUUUACUUUAAUAAUUUAAUUUACAUUAUUUUUUUAUAGGCUAUAAAACAGACCCCUGUGGGACUCCACAGGACGUGCUAAACCAAACAGUUAACAAAUCCUUUACAGUAGAUUCUGCAUGAAGGAUUUAUAACUGAAUAAUAAACCUUGAGUUGAAGAGAUGCUACAUGCCUUUAUAUUUUUAUUCUGAAAGAAAUAAUGCAACAAUCCCUUUGUAAUAAUCACUUAUAAAAUGUAAUUGAAAUUGUAAGAAGACUGUCAGCCUAAUACAAACCCCAACUUACAAAAAGUUGGAACACUGUGUAAAAUAUAAAGAAAUGUUAAUAAGUAAACACAAUGCAAUUAAAUGCAAAUCUUAUAUACCCAUAUUUUACUGUCAAUAGAACAUAGAACACAUAUCAGAUGCUCCAAAUGAGAUAUUUGACUUCACUGAAUUUAGUGAAGAAAAUUUAUUUAUUUAGAUGCAUCUAAAAGACGUUGGGACCCUGUCUCAACAGUCUUGGGUCUUCUUUGCUUAAUAAUUUUAUGAACUGGACUGUGCGCAGGCCAUAUUGAACGUCAACCUUGCCCCUGCUCACAGGGAUUACUAUUGUUACACUGUGUAAGUUUUUUGCAAAUUGUCCCUAUUGCAGCUGUUUUUAUUAUUACCACAUACUUUUCCAUCCUUUAUUGUCCCAUUGCAACUUUUGCUGAGAUAUGUAUUUCUGCAGUUAAGUUUAAUGUUUUUUUUUAAUGCAAUGGUAAAAUGUGCUUUUUCAGUACAUGGCUCUGUUUUGUUUCUGUCCUGUCUCCGCCCUAGCCCUGCCAUGUCAUUAGUGCUCCCACCUGUGUCUUAUUUUUAGCCUGGCCCUUUUAUUAUUGACCCCAGAUAUUCCUUGUCUGUUUCAGUGUAUUAAUAUACAGUAUCAUUUGUUUCAAUGUUUCUUGUCUGUGUUUUGUGAGUGUAUUUUGAUUUGCCUUAUGUUUCUUAUUAAAUAAACCAUUACUAACAUUAAG